AUGGCUCUCAGAAACCAUUCAGCAGUGACUGUUGACUCUACAGACUCUGAUCAGAACCGUCUAUUACCAGAACACAGUCCUACGUCUCACUCAUCUGACAAUGCAUGGUCAUCUGUAAGGAGAGUGAUCUUGGUUCAUGGUGUGCCCCAGCGAAUCCUCCUGUCCCUGGUACCGCCACUAGUUUAUCCACAGUACCAGCAAGUGUACUCUGACCUCAGAGGACCUUUGCUUGUGGUAACCACUCUUGCCACCAUUAUUCUGUAUGGCUUACAUAAUCCAGAACAGGCACUGGCUUGGGAGCUGUUGACCACAACAAAACUAAGUCUGGGUUAUUGGCUGGGAUUUUCAUUGCUGGCAUUCUUGUUGGGGCAUUGUUUUGGGACCACCUUGACCCUGCCCCAGCUUGCCUCAUUGGCUGGUUACAGCUUGACAGGCCAUUGCCUGGUUCUCCUUGGAGCAGAGUUGCUGCACCAGGAGGAGAACCACACAGUGUUCUUCCUGCUGACCACUCUGUUUGGAGGCCUUGCCACUGGCCGCCUGGUAUUGUUGGUUCUGGCCCGCACACCAAAGCCCCCACACAGGUUACUGAUGGGCUCCUCUCUUGCUUCCAUACAUCUCAUGCAUCUCAUAUACAUCCAUUUUGCUUGCAUGAGGAAGUUUAAUGUGUGAAAAGUGAAGAUGUAGUAUGGAAUGCUGCAAGAUAACAUCUUUAGCUGCCCAACUCAUUCCUAGUUACUAUAAUUUCAAAGUUCAAAAUGAGAUCCUUGUAUUUUAAGAAUGUCAUUUGCUAUCCCAUCUUUUAUUUUAUUAUAAAAUUUUUAACGGCUUGAUUUGUUAAUGUAUUUCAUUAGAAUUGCAAUGCUGCUGAUCAAAGCUUGUUGUAAAUAUGUAACUGAUCAUUAAAAAAGAAAACCACAAAUAUUAUGCUCCUUACCAGUAUUUGUUACAUUAUGCUUUUACUCAUUCCAUACCAUACACACAAAUUGCCUUUUUUCAUCAUAAGAUAUCUUACUUGCAUUGUGCCAUGCCAAAAGAUCAGUCUAGUUUUGGUAUUAAAGAAUAUCAUGUACACAUGGCUUGAUCUUACAGAAUUACAUACAUCACUAAAAACCAGUCAGACUCGCCUGAUCUGGUGUAAGUUUGUAUCAGCAAGUUUAUUUAAAAGAUAAUGUAAUAGAGGAUGAAUAGAAGUAAAAGUGAACUUUUACCACCCUAAGGUUUUUAUGGUGUUCCAAAGAUCAGGUAUUGAACUAAAAAUGAGAAGGAAAGUUUCUAAUAUCCUCCUUAUGAAAGAUCUAGAAAUAUGGAAUAUUGUGUUGUGGUGUACAAAAUGUAAAAUUCUUAUUUUAUUAUUCUUCUGACCAACACACAACUAUGAAAGAUUCAGUUGUGCAUUGUACCUUGAUGUGAGAUACCCAAUUAAGCAGCAGAAGUGACCCUUACAGUGUAGUCACUGGGAGAUCAAUCCCAUUUCCCCAAGAUGCCUGAAAGCCAAUAUGUGAGGGAAUGCUUGUGUAUGUGAUUGUGAGUAUGAAUGUGGACAUGCGGACAUGUGGAUCUGCACGUAAAUGCCUGGUUUUGACUACCCUUCUUUGUAAGGGAUGUUGACCUGGUACUUAGAUAGACUUUUGUAUUGACUUAGAUAUUGAUAUGCAAGCAAGUAAAAUGAUGUUUUAUGUUCAUAAUGGAAUAGAUUUGGUCAAAAAACAGUACAGUAGUGUGUAUCUUACACUUCUUCAAAUUAUGGGACAAAUUUAGAGAAAAUAUAAAUUGAUGCUCCAUUAUGAAAAAUUAAAAUAGGAAUCUUUUUUUGUUUAAGAUAUAUCAGAAUGGCAUUUUACAUUUUAAUUAAGGAUUGCAACUUUGCAAUGGCACUACUGUUAAGUGUAAAAUGUAUCUUUGAAGAAAAUGCAUUGAUAUUUAGACUACUUGUUUGUGUUUAAUAAAUGGAGGAUUUUAGGAAUGACAAAAUCAUUAUAGACAGGAAGAAUUUACUGCAUUAGCUGUAAAGCUUCAAACACAAGAUUCUCAUGCCUUAGUUCUUGGUAGGUGUAAACAGUAAGAAUGCCUUGUAUGGUAAUCUUAUUUCAUGUAUUGUGUGAUCCUUUGGGAAAAUAUAAGUUUGUCUUUAA
This is a messenger RNA of Portunus trituberculatus (swimming crab), 2132 nucleotides long. Its product is annotated as protein YIPF3-like. The record is from RefSeq and is a predicted model, not a curated record. NCBI's taxonomy places the organism in Eukaryota, Metazoa, Arthropoda, Malacostraca, Decapoda, Portunidae. The coding region runs from base 1 to 669 and encodes 222 amino acids. The transcript has a single exon.